Molecule: messenger RNA, 1023 nt
Organism: Parasteatoda tepidariorum (common house spider)
Lineage: Eukaryota; Metazoa; Arthropoda; Arachnida; Araneae; Theridiidae
Product: prostamide/prostaglandin F synthase
Biological process (GO): prostaglandin biosynthetic process
Molecular function (GO): prostaglandin F synthase activity
Source: RefSeq, a predicted model, not a curated record
AAUCGCUAUUCUAAAUAAAAAAUUGAUUCGUAUCUCGGAACCUUGAACGUAGAAAUUUUCGUAUUACCCAGAAUACCCAUUUUAUUUAUUUUUUGUCUCUUGUUUACUCCCUUCUUAUAUAAGAAUUCACAGACUAUUGUUUUAACUUUAUCAAACUCGCACACCCUCUACGUCUUAGUUUAGUGCUGGCUCCUUAAACAUAAACUUUGUUAUUGUCGCAGAACUGAGCAACUAUGAAUGAAGCAAAAAAGAUUGCAGAAAAUACUGUCAAAUCUCCUAUUAGUGGAGAGAUUGUAAAGAUGAAAUCUUUAUGGGAGAAUCAAGAUUGUGUGGUCACCUUCUUCAGACGAUUUGGAUGAAUGUUCUGUCGCUUAGCUGCAAAACAGCUGAGCGACAUAAAACCACAACUUGAUACAAAAAAUGUCCGCCUAAUUGGUAUUGGUGUGGAAGAAUUAGGAGUGGAGGAUUUUAUUAAAGGGGAAUUCUUUACUGGAGAUCUUUUCGUUGAUAUUGAUAAAAAGUGCUACAAAGACUUGGAAUACAAAAGACAUGGUGUUUUAAGUCUUGGUUCAGCUCUAUUAUACAAAUCCUCAAGAAAUGCUAUGUCAGAAGCAAAAGCUGCGAAUAUACCUAAUGACUUGAAGGGGGAUUAUUAUCAAGUUGGUGGCACUUUUGUUGUCAUUAAAGGAGGUGAGGAGGUGAUCUUUAGCCAUAAGCAACAAGAAUUAGCUGAUCAUGCUGAUACUAAAGAAAUAUUGAAAUGCCUGAAUAUUGAAUAAAUUGUUUCAGGGUUGGCAUAAUUUAAAUCAACUGCAAUUUUAUUAAGAAAUAUAUUCAUUUAAACCAAUUGAUUUGCUUUAAAUAAAUCAUUAAGUCAAAAAUAUUUUUAUAAAUAUAUCCUUUAGGAUUAUUUAUAAAAUUCUUGUGUGAUUCAUUUUAACAGUCUGGUUUCACUGAUGAUAAAGGUAAUAAUAAAGAUUCAAAGAAAUAAUGAAAAGGGAAUUAUUAUAUUAUGGAAUAAAG